Linum tenue is the source of this 1095-nucleotide messenger RNA. NCBI's taxonomy places the organism in Eukaryota, Viridiplantae, Streptophyta, Magnoliopsida, Malpighiales, Linaceae. The record is from the annotation of a GenBank genome assembly.
GUACUAACGGAGGCGCCACUGUUCUUUUAAACAUUUUCCAUUUUCAGUUUCCGUCUGUUCAUCGAAGAAGAUGGAGAGGGACGCCGGAGGCGGCGGCAGAGGCGGAAGCCGAUACACCCUCAAACCCAGCCGCUUCAGCAGCGAGGACAUCAUAUUCUGUGUAGACGUCGACUCCGAAUCGAAGGUGGAGAUGAAGGGCCCCAACGGCCGGCCUCUGGCCCGAUUGGAGGCUGUCAAGCAGGCCAUCCUCGUCUUCGUCAACUCCAAGCUCACCAUUAACCCCGAUCACCGCUUCGCUUUCGCCAUGCUUUCCAACUCCGCUACAUGGCUUCGGAAAGAGUUCAGCAGUGAAGUGGAGGCCUCUGCUGCUGCACUAAGGGGACUUUCACCAUCUUCCUCCAGUGGUCAGGCGGAUCUCACUAAUCUAUUCCGCUUAGCAGCUCAUGAGGCGAAGAAAUCCAGAGCACAAAACCGGUUGUUGAGGGUGGUUUUGAUCUACUGCAGAUCAUCUGUUCGGCCGCAACACCAGUGGCCGAUAAACCAGAAAUCGUUUACACUCGACGUGAUGUACCUGCACGACAAGCCAGGGCCUGAUAACUGCCCGCAGGAGGUGUACGAUACACUGGUCGAGGCUCUGGAACACGUGAGCGAGUACGAGGGAUACAUCUGCGAGACGAGUCAAGGGUUGAGGUUUCUGCUUCGGCACAUGUCCCAGCUGUUGAUGCAUCCCCAGCAACGGUGCCCUCAGGAGGACCUCGACAUCCCCAAGUCGCUAGUUAAGAAGUCGAAUGAUCCGACGCCUGGGGAGGAAAAUGUGCUCCCUGUGUCUAGCCAAUGAGACCGAACUUUGAGGGAAGGAAGCUCGGGCAGUGGUUACUGUCAUGUUAGGUUAGUGCUGUUGCGUGUGUGUAAAGGAAUUGGUGGUAAUGGUUAUAUUAUGUGCUAUGUAUUAUGCCGAGACCUGAAUGAAGGAUGAAGUUGGUAUUUGGUAACAAGCAGUAGUGUUGUAGCCUUGUCUUCAACUCAUAUAUGACUUGUUUGAUGGAUUUGUAGAUUAGACAUUAAAUGGAUUUGUGAAUUUAGGUGGUAUCUAAU